Messenger RNA from Neoarius graeffei (lesser salmon catfish), 2077 nucleotides. It is a transcript of the gene stx3b, whose product is annotated as syntaxin 3b. Gene Ontology annotation, biological process: exocytic insertion of neurotransmitter receptor to postsynaptic membrane; synaptic vesicle fusion to presynaptic active zone membrane; intracellular protein transport. The transcript is spliced from 10 exons. Gene Ontology annotation, molecular function: SNAP receptor activity; SNARE binding. NCBI's taxonomy places the organism in Eukaryota, Metazoa, Chordata, Actinopteri, Siluriformes, Ariidae. The record is from RefSeq and is a predicted model, not a curated record. Gene Ontology annotation, cellular component: SNARE complex; endomembrane system; plasma membrane. Bases 343 to 1200 code for a protein of 285 amino acids.
CGCGGAGAGACAGGACUUAGACAGAUUUGAUGAGAAAGAGCGAGCGCGCGCUCGAGAGAGAGAGAGAUUAAGGGUUCGCGGUGGUGCUGGUUAAUCCUCUGAGACACUCGGACCCAAAGCGCCGCCGCUCUGGAGCACAGCAGCCAUUUUUAUGGACCGUUUGUGGGAAAAGUGGACUUGGAGGAGGAAGACAGCAAGCUGAGGGAGAAAACAGGACAACUUUUCUUUCACCUCGGGUUUUUCACUUCCCAGCUGCUGACUGCCCGUUUCCCUCCCCGGACUCUCUGAGUGUUUAUUCACUUAUUUCACCUCAGGGCUGAUUUAAACAGCACAAACACGAGCAUGAAGGACCGACUGGAGCAGCUGAAGGCGACUUGUGACCAUGACGACGAGGAUGUUGAGAUCGCUGUGGAUAAUGCAGCAUUCAUGGAUGACUUUUUUUCCCAGAUUGAAGAAAUCCGAAACAGCAUCGAUAAGAUUGAUGAAAACGUAGCUGAAGUGAAGAAACUUUAUUCCGUUAUUCUGUCUGCGCCGACAUCUGAUCAGAAAACACAAGAUGACCUGGAGGCUCUUACCAAUGACAUUAAGAAAAUGGCCAACAAUGCACGCAACAAGCUGAAGACCAUUGAGAGGGAGUUUGAAACAAGCGAAGGGGAAAGAGUGUCAGCUGACAUGAGAAUACGCAAAUCACAGCAUGCAGUUCUCUCCAGGAAGUUUGUGGACGUAAUGACAAAAUACAACGAAGCCCAGGUGGACUUCAGAGAUAAGAGCAAAGGACGCAUCCAGAGACAGUUAGAGAUCACUGGUAAAGUCACCACUGAUGAGGAGCUGGAGGAAAUGUUGGAGGGGGGCAAUGCAGCGGUCUUCACCGCCGGGAUCAUAGACUCGGGAAUCUCUAAGCAGGCACUGAACGAGAUCGAAUCUCGUCACAAAGACAUCGUGAGGCUGGAGAGCAGCAUCAAGGAACUACACGACAUGUUCGUGGACAUCGCUAUGCUCGUGGAGAAUCAGGGGGACAUCAUUGAUAACAUUGAGGCAAAUGUAUCAAAAGCAGAGGAUCAUGUUGCAGCAGCAAAGGUUGAAACUAAGAAAGCAGUCAGGUAUCAGAGCAAAGCACGGAAGAAAAUGAUCAUCUUGGGUGUGAUCUGUGCUGUGGUUUUGGUCAUCAUCAUUAUCAUCAUACUCACACAGACGCUCUGAGACUACACUCAUUUCUGUGACCCCUCCCACUCUAGUCAUUUAAUCCAUCCGUGGCAUUCCUGGUCCCUCUUUUCUCUCUCAUCCCUGCUCAAGAGGUAAGACAGAAGAUCUCGUCUGUCACGGUGCCCUCCACUGACGGUUGGACGAUUCCUCACCACGGCUGUUUGAAAACGUGCUUUCGGGUAAAGCACUUCGACUGCUGGGCCGCCUGCAAAGCAAAUCUGUUUUGCAUAAAUGGGCAGGACUAUUUUGUUGAAGUAUGGCUUGUACAGAGAAAUAGACCUCCACUUUCUUGCCUUAACAUUUCUGAUAGUGUGCCCGACAGCAAAGACUCUACUAAUCAUCCAUGGAACCAAAAGUGGUUUUACUGUAUGUUAUAAUUUAUUAUUUUCUAUUUCUUCCUUCAACAUCUUUACAUCAUCCAGUCAACUUGCCAUUUCAUGUGUGCCAUUUCGUAUACCUCUGUGAAAAAUGACCUGCCUGGAAAGUGACUUCCUGAUUCCCUGACUCAUGAUGAAUGGAAAUCCACAGUUGGGGCAGUACUUACCAGAUGUACAUUUGUUUUCAGGAAACAGCGGUCAUUUAUAGAGUUUUGGCAACACUUCUCACCUGAUAAUUUCUCUCAUAAGGUCCCAUGUUUUGAUCAAGGUCCGUAGCUGAUGUUUAAUAAUUUGCACUAUCAUGAAUGUCUCAUUUCACUGGAAUUUAAUAAUGAAACGUACAAGCAAUUUAAUGAGUGUUGGUGAGGUUGGGUGUACAGUCUUCAACAGACCCACAACUGGGAAGGAUAAAGUGCAAUUAAGUUUUGUUUUUAAAUAUUCACACUUUCCUGUAAAACAAAAGUCACUUGAGGUAAUAAAUGAUUUUAUAUUUUUAA